UAACAGUCUGUUCAUAUGGUUAUGAUGAAAUUGUUCUGUACUUUCUUACCAUGGGCGCUGACAUAAAUGGAAAAGAUACCCGUUUGUCACCAAUGACAGCUGCAUGUGGAUCUGGAAAUUGUUCUACGGUUGGCUUGUUGAUCAAAAAAGGUGCCAACUUGAAUAAAGCAGAUAAAUGCGGGGAUACACCUUUAUAUGUCGCUUGUUUUGAGGGAAAUGAAAACGUAGUUAGAUUAUUAAUCAAUGAAAGAGCUGAAAUAAACAAAUCCACAAAACUUGGAGUGACACCUUUAUUUGCUGCAUGCACUGGUGGGGAUGCAAGCAUAGUAAAAAUACUUGUGGAGCAAGGCGCUGAUGUCAAUUAUAACACUAAGUUUGGAAAUACUCCCCUUGUAGCUGCAUGUUGUGGUGGAUUUGAGUUGAUAGUUGAAACACUUGUCAACAAUGGGGCAUCGGUAAAUAAAACAUUCGAAAAUGAAGAGUCGCCAUUAUUAGCGGCAUGUCAGAGAGGACAUGAAAAUAUUGUUCGGCUAUUGAUAGAACAUGAUGCCGCGAUUAAUUAUGCUACAAAAUCUGGAAACACGUCUUUGAACGUUGCGUGUUGUGGUGGACAUGAGUCUAUAGUACAGAUACUAAUAAACAGGAACGCUUCAAUCAAUACAACAAACGAACAUAACGGAUCACCGUUGUACGUGUCUUGUUUGAGGGGAUACAAGAAUAUUGUGCAGUUCCUGUUAGAAAAAGGGGCCAAAGCAAAUUAUUCUGAAAACAACUAUGUACCUUUGCAUGCUGCAUGUUUCAGAGGAGAUUACAAAAUAGCAAAGUUACUGAUAGAAAAACAGUCCGAAGUAAACAUCCCAAAGGCCGAUGGUCAGACACCUCUCCAUGCUGCAGUUAAGAGUCAUAAUGAGAAAUUAGUCGAUUUAUUAAUAUGUAAAGGCGCUGAUAUUAAUAAAACAGACGGUGGUGGCUUUACAUCUUUGUACGAGGCAUCAAUUGCUUGUAAUUUUCAAGCUGUGAAAAUAUUGAUAGAAAAAGGAGCAGUUAUAAACGUAGCUUCACAUUCUGGUGAAACUGCAUUGUUUGUAGCUUGUCGUGAGGGACAUACUGAAAUAUCAAAAUUUUUAGUAGAAAAGGGGGCUGACUUAAAUAAAAGUAAUUGUUAUUGCAAUACUCCUUUGCAUAUUGCAAGCGCUGGACGAUACAAAAAAAUAGUUAAGAUCUUGGUAGAGAAUAGUGCUGAUAUAAACAAAUCAAAUAACUACAAAGAAACACCGUUUUAUAUAGCAUGUGAAAAAGGAUACUAUACAAUUGCCAAAAUGCUAAUGAACAAAGAAAUUAAUAUAGAUGAAAUAACAGUUUAUGGGUGGAACGCUUUGUAUGCUGCGGCCUCAGCCGGUUAUAAUGAAGUAGUUGAACUAUUGUUAGAGAACGGAGCAAAUGUAAAUCAGUGCAAUACCUUCGGGUGGACCCCUUUGGUUGCUGCUUGCAGUGAAGGACAUAUAGACACCGUUAUUCUGUUAGUUAACAAGGGAGCUGAUAUUAAUAUAGCUAACACAAAGGGAGAGACUCCUAUGCACGUUGCCUGCUUAGGUGGGUACAGUUCAAUUUUUGAAAUUUUAUUUAACAAAGAAGCAAUUUUAAAUAGAUGUGAUGCGCAAGGAAAUUACCCCCUCCACAACGCAUGCUACAAUGGACAUCCUGAAAUAGUCGCGCUAUUACUAGAAGAGAAUGUUGAUGUAAACUGUAUAAAUAAUAUGAAAAACACACCUCUCCAUGUCGCAUGUGUCUGUGGACAUGAUGAAAUUGUUCAAAAAUUAAUGAAAAAACAUGCAAGUGUUAUAAAGGUUAAUAAAGAUGCUGAGACGCCUCUUUUUGUGGCAUGUAAAGGUGGUUAUCACAAAAUUGUUCGAAUACUCGUUGAAGCCAAUUCUUUAGUUGUUAAUGUAGUAAAUAUAUCUGGAUGGACACCUCUUUGUGCAGCUUGCAAGGCAGGUCAUUAUGACACAGUGCAAGUAUUAUUGGAAAAAGGUGCCAAUUUAAAUAAAGCGAACUGUGAUGGACACACACCUUUUGAUAUAGCAAUAAUUAGCAAGCACGACAAAAUAUUUGAAUUAUUGCAGGAUAAGGGAGCAGACAUAUUUGACUGGCCUGAUUAGACACGUCAUGCACAUAUAAUCUUAUUUUAUCUAGUUCUAUCUACAGCCGAUUCAACUACCUACAAAGAAACCUAUUAAAAUCCUAUUGUCAUUUAUAUAUGAUUUUGGGACGUCAUCAUUCAAUUAAAAGAACAAAUAAUUUUAUGACAUUAACAACACGCUAAAAAAAGUUUUCCGAUUGGAUUGUAUAAUACCCACCUUUAUCUUGGUCCGUAAGAGUACCCCUGUAUAGGUUCCAUGCACAAAUAAAAUAUUUAU
This is a messenger RNA of Mytilus californianus (California mussel), 2417 nucleotides long. Its product is annotated as ankyrin-1-like. Bases 51 to 2159 code for a protein of 702 amino acids. Gene Ontology annotation, cellular component: cytoplasm. Lineage: Eukaryota; Metazoa; Mollusca; Bivalvia; Mytilida; Mytilidae. The record is from RefSeq and is a predicted model, not a curated record. The transcript has a single exon. Gene Ontology annotation, molecular function: protein binding.